Molecule: messenger RNA, 4200 nt
Organism: Acanthopagrus latus (yellowfin seabream)
Lineage: Eukaryota; Metazoa; Chordata; Actinopteri; Spariformes; Sparidae
Gene: bms1
Product: BMS1 ribosome biogenesis factor
Exons: 23
Coding region: 384-3995 (1203 amino acids)
Biological process (GO): ribosome biogenesis; endonucleolytic cleavage of tricistronic rRNA transcript (SSU-rRNA, 5.8S rRNA, LSU-rRNA); maturation of SSU-rRNA from tricistronic rRNA transcript (SSU-rRNA, 5.8S rRNA, LSU-rRNA)
Cellular component (GO): 90S preribosome; nucleus
Molecular function (GO): GTPase activity; U3 snoRNA binding; GTP binding
Source: RefSeq, a predicted model, not a curated record
AAGAAGAAGAAGAAGAAGAAGAGCAUUUGCGACAAAAGGUCGAGACCUGCUCGGGCUCAAAUAAUUAUUAGUGUGACUAGUGUGCUGCACUCUACUCUCAACUAUUUUCGUUCCACCGGAGAAACUUAAUGACUUUUUCACCACUCGACAGGCAGAAAGCGACACUGUACAGGGUUUGUAGUCAGUAGAGUGCCUUAGCCUCAUACUCUUGCGGAACCGUAUCAUAGAAUGUUGUUUCCACUCGUCUCCCUUACGAAGUGACCCCUCCGUAACUCUUCCUGGCCGGAGGUCAUGAUACACACGUGAGUCCUGAAGAAAACGGGCUCUGACUGGGACCAGACUAGAAGUGAGUUAAUUUCAGUUUUUGUGCUGUAGUCGACAGGAUGGACAGAAAAGUGAAGGAACAAAAGCGACAUCAGCAGAAGCACAGCGGGCCAAAGGUUGAGAAGAAGAAACUGAAGAGGCAGGGAGGCUCCACAGAAGAUGAUGAACGGAAACGCAAUCCCAAAGCGUUUGCGGUUCAGUCCGCUGUACGCAUGGCCAAGACCUUCCACAGGGCUCAGGACAUAAAGGCCAAAAAGCAUCACAUCCCCCUUGUAGAUCGGACUCCUUUGGAACCCCCUCCAGUUGUUAUUGUUGUUGUCGGGCCCCCUAAAGUGGGAAAAAGUACCCUGAUCCGCUGCCUGAUCAAAAAUUUCACCCGACAGAAGCUGGGAAACAUAUGUGGACCUGUCACCAUUGUCUCUGGCAAGAAGCGGCGUCUCACUUUCAUGGAGUGCAACAAUGACAUUAAUACAAUGAUCGACCUUGCAAAAGUGGCUGACCUGGUUUUGAUGUUGAUUGAUGCCAGCUUUGGCUUUGAGAUGGAGACUUUUGAGUUUCUCAACAUCUGUCAGGUACACGGCUUCCCUCGUAUCAUGGGUGUGCUGACUCACUUGGAUUCAUUCAAGAACAACAAGACACUAAGGAAGACCAAGAAAAACCUUAAACAUCGCUUCUGGACUGAGGUCUACCAGGGGGCCAAGCUGUUCUAUCUGUCUGGAAUGGUGUACGGUGAAUAUCAAACUCAGGAAGUGAAGAACCUCGGCCGCUUCAUCUCUGUCAUGAAGUUUCGUCCUCUGGUUUGGCAGACCUCCCACCCUUAUGUCCUGGUUGACCGUAUGGAGGACUUGACUGACCCUGAGAGGCUGAGAACAGACCCCAAGUGUGACCGGACAGUGUCUCUCUACGGCUACCUACGGGGGACAUAUUUGAAAAACAAAGGCCAGGUUCACAUCCCAGGUGUAGGAGACUUUCAGGUUGCAGACGUAAACUUCCUGCCAGACCCCUGUUCACUGCCAGAUACUCAGAAGAAAAGAGCGCUGAACGAGAAGGAACGUCUUCUUUAUGCACCCAUGGCUGGGGUCGGGGGGGUUGUCUACGACAAGGACGCAGUGUAUAUUGACCUUCCUGCUAGCCAUGUCAAAGAGCAGCAGGAGGAAGUGCGGCCAACCACAGAGCUGGUCCAGUCUCUCAUUGAUACACAUGCCACCCUAGAUGCCAAGAUGGCUGCCAGUAAGGUGUCUCUGUUCAGUGGCUCUGCCACCCUUGACCCUGCAGACUUCGACGAGCAGAGCGGAGAGAAGGAGGAGCAAGUCUGGGACCCCAACACCCAGAGAAAGAGGAGGAAGGUGGUCUUUGCUGAAAAGGAGGAAGGCAGUGAUGUUAGUGGCUCCAGUGAUGAGGAUGAUGAAAGUGACGAUGGUGACCAGGAGGAGCAAGAGGAGGGUGAGGAUGAGGAUAACUUGUCCACUUUUCUUAAAGAGGCUAGAGCCAAAUCGGAGACCAGUAAUGUUAGAGAGCCUCCACCAGUAAAAAAACAGAAGCUGGAGGAGAGGAAGGAGGAGAUACUGGUGUUUGCUGAUAGCGAAGAUGAGUUGGAGAUGAGUGAAGAAGAGGAGGAGGAUGGGAGACCAGGAGACUCUGGAAACUGUUCGGAAGAGAGUGAUGAUGGUGAAGAGGCGGAAGAUGAUGAUGAUGAUGGCGGCUCGGAAGAUGAAUCAAUGGAAGAUGAGGAUGAAGCAGCAGUUGCUACAGUGAAGAAACAAUCAGCGAGUGAGAAGGAGGAGGAAGAAGAGCAAGGGGCUCUGAGGUGGAAGGAUGGUCUGCAGCAGAAAGCAUUGGAGGCAUUUCUAUGGCAACAAGAAGCUGCUCCGAAUCUGAGAAAACUGGUUUACGGUUCAGUUGUAGAGGCAGACGAUGAGGCGGGUGAGGAGGAGGAGCUGGGGGGGCUCUUUCGAGUCAGCCGCCCUCAAAACAGCAAAAAGUUUCAAGCAAACGCUUUCGACUGCUCCCGUUUUCACCCUGACACCUCCCACAACUGGGACCUGGAGGAGAUGCUAAACUCCAUCAGGGACUGCUUUGUAACAGGGAAGUGGGCAGAGGGCCAAGAUGCUGCUACACUGCUGAAGGAGGAUGAGGAACUGUAUGGAGACUUUGAGGAUUUGGAAACAGGAGAAGUUCACAAGGGACAAACUGGGCAGCAUAAUCCAGCUGAGCAGAAUAGUGAGAAUGAUGACCAUGAUGAUGAAGCUGAAGAGAGACUAGUGAAGAUGAACGAUGACGAGGUCCAGAAGAACAAGCGCAUUGAAAAGAAACGCAGGCUUAAAGAGCGAUUUGAUGCGGAGUAUGAUGAUGGAGAUGCCACUUACUUCGAUGACCUGAAGGAAGAGAUGCAGAAACAGGCUGAGCUUAACAGGGCAGAGUUUGAGGACGUGGAUGAUGAGACCAGAGUGCAAUACGAAGGCUUCCGACCAGGAAUGUACGUCAGAUUAGAAAUCCCCUCCCUUCCCUGUGAGUUUGUCACCAACUUCGAUCCCCAUUAUCCCAUCAUCCUUGGAGGUCUGAGUUCCGGUGAGGGCAACGUAGGAUACCUGCAGAUGCGACUAAAGAAACAUCGCUGGCACAACCGCAUCCUGAAGACACGGGACCCCCUCAUCCUGUCAUUAGGCUGGAGACGGUUCCAGACCAUACCCCUCUACCACAUUGAGGAUCACAACGGACGCCACCGCCUGCUCAAAUACACACCACAGCACAUGCACUGUGGAGCCUCCAUCUGGGGUCCUGUCACACCGCAGGGCACUGGCUUCCUAGCUGUGCAGUCAGUAGCAGGAACUAAAGCUAAUUUCCGUAUUGCAGCCACAGGAGUCAUCCUGGACCUGGAUAAGUCUGUGACUGUAGUGAAGAAGCUCAAACUCAUUGGUUACCCUUACAAGAUCUUUAAGAACACCUGCUUCAUUAAGGGCAUGUUCAACACAGUGUUGGAGGUAGCUAAAUUUGAAGGCGCGUCGGUUCGGACAGUAUCAGGGGUUAGAGGUCAGAUCAAGAAGGCGCUGUCGACACCACCUGGAGCUUAUAGAGCCACAUUUGAGGACCGCCUGCUUAUGAGUGACAUUGUGUUCCUGCGCUCCUGGUAUCCAGUGUCUGUUCCUCAGCUCUACAACCUUGUCACCUCUCUGCUGCUGCCUGUCGGGCAGAAGGACAGCUGGGGGGGCAUGAGGACCCUGGGGCAGCUCAAACAUGACCUCGGCAUCCGCACCAAACCCAACACAGACUCUCUGUACAAGCCGGUGGUCCGAGCCCAAAGGCACUUUAACCCCCUCCACAUCCCUAAGGAGCUCCAGAAGGCCCUGCCCUUUAAGAGCAAACCCAAACAGCAACAACCCAAAGGAAAGAUGCCUAGAGAUCUCCAAAGGCCCACCGUGAUCAGGGAGCCCCACGAAAAGAAGGUGGCAGCCCUGCUCCAUGCUCUGACCACAGUCCACCACAACAAGAGGAAGAAAGCACGCACAGUGCAGCACACCAAACACAAGGAGUUCCUGCAGCACAAGAAGGAACAAGAGGAAGCCAAGCUGAAGAGGCACAAGGAGGCCCGUAAAAAACUGUACCGCAUCAUGGGCCAGAUGGACCAAAAGAAGCAGAGGUCCAGUCUUAAGGGCACAACCCAGGACAACUAACUCCCUGCAAGUGGAUUCAUGAGGCAAACCUCUGCAGACUGAGAUGCUUGAUCUGCUCUUUGGACUGUUGGCAUGUUUCAUAAGUUUGGCAGGUUCAUUUUUUGUUGUAUUUUUCUAGAUGUAUUGAUAUUAAAAAUCAGCUGUGAUGGAAAAGUUAACUGACUUUUGCCCUUGUUUUAAUAAAACACAGUAUUGACCCUUCAAA